Toxotes jaculatrix (banded archerfish) is the source of this 2793-nucleotide messenger RNA. Its product is annotated as adhesion G-protein coupled receptor G5-like. Gene Ontology annotation, cellular component: membrane. The record is from RefSeq and is a predicted model, not a curated record. The coding region runs from base 160 to 2262 and encodes 700 amino acids. Gene Ontology annotation, molecular function: G protein-coupled receptor activity. The transcript is spliced from 17 exons. Gene Ontology annotation, biological process: adenylate cyclase-activating G protein-coupled receptor signaling pathway; cell surface receptor signaling pathway. NCBI's taxonomy places the organism in Eukaryota, Metazoa, Chordata, Actinopteri, Toxotidae.
UCAACCAGAGAAAGGUAAAAACUAAAACACUCGGGCAGUUUCAGGCUGAUAACGUCUUACAGGGGGGAAAAAAAGUGCUUUGAAGUGAUUUGUUAUUCAUCUACUGUAGCAGUGAAUGUAUCACACGUCCUGACUGAGAUUUAAUGCCAUCAAAAGAACAUGACACGAAGGAGCUGUGUGAUUUGGACUUUGCUGGUGGGCCUAUUUUUCUCUUGUGCCAAACAAGAAGAAGAACACCUCAACUCUCCAAAUUGUAUGAAAGAGAGCAAUCUUUGUCAUUAUAUUGUUGCUGAUAACUUCUAUGGCAACAUCACUGCACAGAAUUACUGUAACAUGAGUAGCAUUUCUUGCAUCGUAUUUAUGCCGGUAAAUGCAGCUAUAAACCAAAAUUUGUCUAAGUAUUGGCCUCAAAUGCAGGAAAGGAAUGGCUCUAAAUUUCUGUACAUUUCAAAAUGGCAUGUUGACAAGGAUUUUUGCAUCUACGUCCUGCUUGGGAAAUGCAGUAACACAGUAAAUAAUCCAGGUCGAAGUUGUAACUUCUCUGCAGAAUUCCCAGCAACUUGCCACGUUAGAUGUUUGAAGACAAAAACCAUGUGCAAGCACUCUAACUAUGAUGAAAACUUCUGCAGCAGUAUUGAUCAACAGAUAAAGGACAAGUACAUCUUCAACAUAACUGCAGAGGAAAAACAAUGUCGCAACUGUAAUAAUCCAGUGAAAAUCCCUGAGAAGGAAAUCAUUCUGAAUUCAACAGUUUCGAGCAGUGGAGGAGCAAUCGACCCAGUGGAAGCUGUUAAUGUAAUGAAUGGAAUGGCCAAACUUGCCUCCUCCCUCACCGAGCCUGCAGCUGCACUGUCUGGCGGAGAAGGAGUCACGGGUAUCAUAGUGAGAGAAACAGAACCUUUGGACGUACAAGAAGUCUCCUUUGCUUAUACAUCUCCAAAUGAAAGCUUAAGUAUUAUAGACGACAGAGAAGCUCUGAAUCAAUUUUCAAGAUCUGUUACAGUGUCAAAAGAAGCUUUUAAAAAAGCUGUCAGUUCGAACGUUAGUGUACCAUUUGCUGCUGUUUUCCGAUUCCUGAACAUGGCUAAGGAUGAACUGAACAGCACUGUUUUAGGUGAUGAGAUUUUAGCAGUUGAAAUGGGAGCAUCUAUCACCAAUCUCACAGACACAAUAAACAUCAAUUUUUGGAACAUGAAAUAUAAAGGAAUUCCAACUUGUCAUUCGUGGAACGGCGAAGGUAGUCGACCAAAUUGGACUGAUAGCGGAUGCCUGACAGUGAAAAAUGGAAGCAACAUUACGUGCCGGUGUUCGCAUCUGACAUUCUUUGCUAUCUUACUGACUCCCCUAAACGAAACCAUCUCUAGCUCUGACCUGAGCAACCUCACCAUCAUCACCCAAGUUGGCUGUGGCUUGUCCAUGUUCUUCCUCAGCGUAGUCCUCUUCAUGCACUUCCUUUUAAGGAAGACCAAGCCCACUAAAACCACUAGGAUCCUGAUCCACCUGGUGUCGGCCAUGUUCCUGCUUAACCUCACUUUCCUGAUUAACAACUUUGUGGCAAAACUGAACAACUCUGUGGGCUGUAAGAUCAUGGCCGCUCUCAUGCACUACUUCAUGUUGACGACUUUCACUUGGUUUGCUGUGCAGGCCUUCCACCUCUGCCUGCAGUUGUACACUGGGGGCAAAAUUGUGAUCCACCGUUAUAUGCUCAAACUCUCCAUCAUCAGCUGGGUCACACCCAGUAUCGUUGGGAUUGUCCUGCUCAUCAUAGGAAAAUAUGGUGAACAGUUCAUCCACACUGAUAACACUGCAGAAGACGUGGCCAUGUGCUGGAUAACAGACAAUGACGUCCACUACAUCGUCAACAUAGGCUACUAUGCGUUGGUCUUCCUGUUCACCCUCGCCAGCUUCAUCAUCGUACUGUCCUGGCUCAUUUGUCUCAAGAGAACCAAAGAUAGCACCACACAAGCUAACGGGAAUGGCAGAAACAUUGUAACCAUCUUUGGACUGUGUUGCAUGCUGGGUAUCACGUGGGGUUUCGCCUUCUUCGCUUACGGUGUCCUCCUGAUCCCCUCCUACUACAUUUUCACCAUCCUCAAUUCUUUUCAAGGUUUCUUCCUGUUCAUCUACUACUACUCCAGCAGCCACACAAGGGAGACAAACGCUGCAGUGAGAGACUCAGAUGGCACCACUAGCAUCAGCACUCUUAAAACUAGUCUAGAUAUCUGCGAGAACCCCUACAUCAAUCUGCCAGCCAAAAGAUAAAGCCUUGGAAGACUGAGGAGUGAUGACGAGGGUGUGGUCAGCUUGGAGUACAGGCUACAAGCAAGUACGAAGAAUUAACUGGAAAGAGUACUGAUAUAUAACAUUGUAAUGUAGUGCUGUAAUAACAGACUUAUUUCCUGUUAUAGUCAUUUAUAAUUAUUCGUUUAUAGGGGAAUGGUUUUAAUAUUGCAUUAUUUAUCAGAGGACCAUAAAGGAGGAUUAGAAAAUUAAAAUAAUAAUUUUCACACCUUUUUAAUACCACAAUAAUGAAAUCUACCAAUGAGAUGACAGAUUUUUCUGUUUUAAAACUGUAAAAUAUAUAUAUUUUUUAAUCUUUUUCUUGAGACUUUUAAAUUGUUAGUAAACUAUCCCUCAAAUCUUCAACUUUUGGGUAAUUCCAAGUGAGGAGACAUACUCAAAAUAUUGUACCCUCCCAUUGGAGCCAAAAGAACAUGAAUUGUGUAAAAGCAAGUUCUGGCUGAAGUACGAAGAGAGAUGAGGAACAUGAGGCAAAAAGGAUCCUUUAUUCGU